Molecule: messenger RNA, 5647 nt
Organism: Carassius gibelio (silver crucian carp)
Lineage: Eukaryota; Metazoa; Chordata; Actinopteri; Cypriniformes; Cyprinidae
Product: pleckstrin homology-like domain family B member 2
Exons: 25
Coding region: 298-4728 (1476 amino acids)
Biological process (GO): regulation of microtubule cytoskeleton organization
Cellular component (GO): basal cortex
Molecular function (GO): protein binding
Source: RefSeq, a predicted model, not a curated record
GCGCAUUCCACAGCACAGCGGAGUCGCCGCUGGCCAAGAGCGACAGGACAGCGCCUUGAAGUCACCCAAGAGCCACACGACUUGCUUAAUUUCUUUGAAAAAAACUAUUUGUGACAGAGUUCUUAUUUUCAGCUUUAUCAACAACGCUCGGCGGAGCUUUUGGAGUUUACAGACAAAGGAAAAUAUUGAAUAGACUUGCUCUCCCUUUCUUUUCUGACAUUUGAGAGCGCACAGGAUAUUUGAGCAAGAGCGCUAUACGCAGCUUCAGUGGAAGUGUCUUUGGAGCUGCCAUUCAAGAUGACAGACAUCGUUUCAGCAAUGGAUACAGAGCCAAAUUCCCCAGCGAGUAUCCUCGAACCUGAGUCAGAUCAGAGCCUUGGUUCUCCUAAGAGUCCACCACUGGACCUGAUUGACACAGGAAAAGGACUGAAGGUACAAACCGCGACCCCUCACCUGGUCAGCCUGGGCAGCGGAAGACUCAGUGUAGCCAUAACUUUACUACCUUUAAAGGAGGGAAUAACGCGCAUAGGCCGUGACGAUGCCCCUGUACCUCAGGACAUUGCUAUUGAGGGUCCCGGCAUUGAAGCAGAACACUGCAGGAUUGAGAACAGAGGAGGGGUCAUCACUCUUGACCCAUGCGGACACCUGUGUUCACUUGAUGGAGUCCCUGUUACUAGGCCCACACAACUCACGCAAGGUUACACGCUCUGUCUGGGUAAAUCCUAUAUCUUUCGCUUUAACCAUCCAGAGGAGGCCAACCGUAUGAAAAGCAUGCUGCCUCAGAAGAGUCCUGUCUCUCCGCUGGUCUACAGCACAGAUUAUCUGAAGUUCAGCAGUGACUUCAGUCAUUGUCUAGGUGGCUCAGGCUCUAGAGGUAUGCGCUCCGUCUCUGAACUGCGGGAUUUGAUGGACACUUUACAAAAAAAGAAGCAGGCAUUGGAGAAUAGUUUGCGAGCCAAUGGGGACUCAAGCCCCUCCUACUUUAGCAUGACGCAGUCUCCUCCCACCACACCCAAUCUGCUGUCACCCAUCACCACAUCCUCCCCAAUAUCCUAUCAAGAACAAACCCGCCGAUUGUACAGCUCCGAAAGGCCACCACUUGCUGCCAAAGUACCAGCGCAUUCAUCCAGCAGCAUGACUCCAUCUCCUCGUCGUCCCGACCCUCGAGAGCGUGACACAUCACUUCCUUAUUCUCGACCCAUGGCCCGGAACCAAUCUCAGGAUAGUCUCCUCCUCAAUACAUCAGACAGUCGUCGUGUUGGGACUUCAGGUUCUGCCCUCUCAAUGUGGAACGGUUCAUCCACUGGCGUGACCGAUUCCCUCCCGCCAGUCCCACUGGGCGGUAGUGGUGCAGCCAGCAUGCCUUCUAGUCCUCGUCUGUCCCGUAGAUUUCAGACCCCAGAGGCAGGCCGCAAUGGAGGACUCGAACCCACUCCACGGCAAAGAAAGUACUCCGCUGGGUCACUUACAGGUAUGAGCUCACACAGUCGCUCUCUACCACGCCUCUAUCGACCUGCCGACGCUCAACUCACCCUCCUGCAAAACUAUCGGUCUCCUGAUGGCCAGCUUUCUCGCCCAACUGGCUCCAACCACCAGAAUGGUCAUUCUGAAGUAGUCUCUAUCUCGCUGUCCAAUAAACCUGGAACCAAACACACCAUAACCCCGCCAGAUGUCACCAUGACAUCGGGAGAAGCCACCAGCCCCCGCCAGGCCAAGAAAGUGAGUUUGACAUCCACCAGGUGCUACUCAGAACUGGACAGGCAAGACAUGCGUGGUCCCUCCCCAGCUCUGGAGAUUGGUCUUGGGGAGAGAAGGCAGUCAUUUGGAAAAGCAGGCCUGGGUCCGCCGAGUGGCUUCAGGGAGAGAAAGGGCAGCAUCAGCUCUCUCAGUGGGAAGGAGGAGCUUCAAGACUACCAUCAGAGACAGAGGGAUGAAAGACUGCGGGAACAGGAAGUGGAGAGACUGGAACGUCAGCGUCUGGAGACUAUUCUUAAUCUGUGUUCCGGGCUGGGCCGUGCAGAGCAGGACAAAACUGGCUUGGCCGUCGCAGACUUGCAGAAGAUCAACAAGGAGCUGGAGAAAUUACAGGUGUCAGAUGAUGAGUCUACGUUCUCAGACUCUGCAAGUCUGUCAGCCAGCAUUUCUGCUGAAAAUGACUAUGGGCUUAAAGCCCAGGAGACCCAAGCCAGCGAGGAGAGACAGGUACGGCGGCGCAGGAAUAGUGGACACAGAGAAGCCAGGGUGGAAACAGCUGUCCUUGGCUCUGCUCCCACCCCUUCUCCUCGGCUGACACGGAUAAACAAGCAGAAUGCUGAGGACGAGGCACAGCUGAAGCUCGACGUGAGACGUUUAGAGGAGGAGAGGAUCCAGGUCCUGAACAAUAUGGAAGAGUUAGAGCUGAAGAUCAAAGACCUGGACAACCAGAUGGAGGAGUCCAUCAGAGAGAUGGAAGUGGAGCGCGCCUUGUUGGAAGGCGAGCAGGAUUCAGAGAUGGCUCAGCUACAGCAGGAGAAAGACGCUCUGGAGCAACUGAAAGAGAAGAUGGCUGUCAUUGAGAACAAAGCGCAGAUGGAAAAAUCUCAGGACAAAGAUAAGCUAGAUGCAGAGCGUGUAAAGUUAGAGCGACUGGCACAUCUGCUUGCUGAGCAGAAGACUCAGUUGGACACCUGCCCCGAAGCCUUGAAAGAGCAACUUCAGCUGCAGCUCUGCAGGGAUGCAGAGACGCUAGAGGUGGAGACCAAGCGGUUUGAAGACCUAGAGUUUCAACAGCUGGAACGAGAGAGUCAUCAGGAUGAGGAGAAAGAGACUCAGACCCAACAUAUUCUCAGGGAGAUCGCAGAACACCAAAGGAGCACCGGCACACGGAAGGAGAGGCUGCUGGCCCUGAAGAAACAGUACACCCAGAUUUCCCAGCAGGCUCAGAGGGACAAAGACAACUUUGUGAAGGAAAAGAACAAUCUUCAGAUGAUGCUACAGCGGGAAAAAGAAAAUCUCGCCAACUUGGAGAAGAAAUAUUCUGAGCUCACUGGGGCAUUGGGUUUCCCUGUCAGUCCCAUCAGUAUGAAGGAGGAUUGUUUCCAGUUGGCCGAUGUGUGUCCACCUCAUAGUGAAUUUUGCCAUGCCCACAAAACCCUGUCUCCACUUCCUGCUGACCUCCUGAUGUUUUCUUCUCUGUUUUCCUCUCUGACUAUCAAAAAUGCUGAGGGCUAUGUUACAGUCAAUGAGAUCAAUGAACUGUACUCUCAGCUGGGGGUAGAUCCCACCCCAGCCCCCCUCCCCACCCAAGCCCAGUCCUCUCCUGACACCCCUGCUACAGGGACUGACCCAAGCCCUGACCCAAGCCCUGAACCCAGUCCUGAACUCAGUCCUGCAGAGAGCACUGCCCCGCCAGGAGAGGGUGAGCACUCUCCCUCUUCCUGUCCACUGUCAUCCUCCAUCCCUUCUUCCUCUUUCACUGCAUGUUCUCGUCCCAAUUCUAAACCUCCCUCUGUGCACUGGCCUGAAGACAUGGUCACCUUCCUCAACCCUUCUCCUCCUCCUCCUCCUCUACCUGCCAAAAAACAGCGCCAUCACAGACAGCAUUUCCGCACCCUAGAAGAAAGGAAGUGGUACGGUAAGGGAGGCGGAGCUCAUUUGAGUGACACUCUUCCUCGGAAGAAGACCCAGCCCACCAUAACCCCACAGUUCACCUGUGCCACCCUUGGUCGUAACAUACCCUCUAAAUCCCAUCCACCUUUAGCUCAAAGCUCCAGCUGUGGGAGUGUGUUGAACCGAGCCCUUGCCAUCACCCCUAAAGAGACACACAUGGAUACACACCGCCUGCACAAGGGCAAAUCUAAGAAAGGGCACAGUCAGCAGCACAUUGGCGAGGAGCACAGAAUGCGGUUAAGUGAUCUCGGUGGCCGUGCAUCCUCACAAACCAAUGUCUAUCUAGACUCUUUUGGUUACCAAGAUAACGGCCGUGCCUUUGAUACGCUCAGUGUGGACAGCUCAGACAGCAUGGAAACCAGCAUUUCUGCCUGUUCGCCCGACAAUGUCUCCAGCGCCAGCACCUCCAAUGUUUCCAAGAUGGAGGAGAUGGAACGUCUUCUCCGGGAAGCUCAGGCAGAGAAGCACCGGCUCUUGGAACACAGGGAGAGAGAGAUGGAGAAUAAAAGCAGGGCUCUUGAAGAGGAGAGGAGACGGCGAGAAGAGCUAGAAAAACGGCUACAAGAAGAAACCAGCAGGAGGCAGAAACUCAUUGAGAGAGAGGUGAAACUUCGUGAGAAACAGAGAGCACAGUCUCGUCCCCUCACGCGCUACCUACCCGUAAGAAAGGACGACUUCGACCUUCGUGGCCACAUCGACUCGGCCGGCCAUAACACAGAAACUUGUUACCACGUCUCCAUCACAGAGAAAACCUGCAGGGGCUUCCUCAUUAAGAUGGGCGGCAAAAUCAAAACCUGGAAGAAGCGCUGGUUUGUCUUCGACCGUAACCGCAGGACCCUGAGCUACUAUGCAGAUAAACACGAAGCCAAACUGAAAGGAGUGAUUUAUUUCCAGGCCAUAGAGGAAGUAUAUUACGACCACUUAAAGAGUGCCCACAAGAGUCCAAACCCUUCACUUACGUUCAGUGUGAAGACUCAUGAUCGCGUCUACUACAUGGUGGCACCCUCUCCAGAAGCUAUGAGAAUAUGGAUGGACGUCAUCGUAACGGGGGCAGAGGGAUACACUCAGUUCAUGAUUUAGAUGUUUUAUGCUAGCAGAGAAGGAAUGAUAUGUGCAGUGUGUGGACUUAAAAACCCCUGGACUUGAUCUGCACUCAUUCACAUGCUGGCUUCAGUACUGAUUCCCCCAAACGCUGAACUGAUCGUAUUAUUUUUGCAUUCGUAUCAGUUUUCCAAUCUCAAUCCACAGUAUUGAAGCUUUUCUCUUCACUACCUUUAUAUAUAUAUUUUUUAUGCAACAUGAACUUUUGCUUGGCGGCCCAGAAGAUGGAAUGGAACACAUAUCCUAUGAUUUUGUGUGCAUGUUUGUGUCUUUUGGUAUUUCGUCUGUCUGAUUGUGUGAAGAGAGAAAGACGUGUUAAAUGAUAUUUAGUGCCAGUGUGCCACGUUGUGUGUGGUCUGUUUGUUAUCUUGUGUACAGGGCCUCAGGGACACACACAUUAUAAUAUAAACAGCUGUCAGCUGUUGUGCCAAAGAUGAAAUGCACACUGACCACACGAUAUAGAGUUUAGAUGCAUUGCGUGUGUUGGUGUUUGCCAGUGCCUUCACUUCUAUAUUAUACUGAUAUAUGCUUUUAUACUCAACAUUCAGAUUAAUCAAAGGUGCUAUAAGACACGCAUGUGUGGCUAUUUUAACACUAAAGUUAUUCAUUACAAACUUCCGAAACACUAAAGCUGCUUGCCGUUCAGGUAUUACACAGGAUAAAACAUCCUCCGUUUAGAGUUAUACUACACAGAGACUAAGUUUUUAGUAUGUCUUAUAAUUCUUGAUCAUUUUAUCAUCAUGCAUAUGAAACUUUUGCAUUUUUAUGAACUGUAUUAAAUGCUUUUGGCCCAUUUUUAGGCUAUGAUUACUUGUAUUUGGUUUGAUGUCAACAGAAAAUGUAAAAUGUAUUUGAUCCCUAGAAUUAAGCUUCAGGUAAAGCCAGUACUACAAUACAA